Messenger RNA from Sycon ciliatum, 1834 nucleotides. Its product is annotated as lysM and putative peptidoglycan-binding domain-containing protein 3-like. The record is from RefSeq and is a predicted model, not a curated record. The transcript is spliced from 2 exons. Bases 412 to 1272 code for a protein of 286 amino acids. NCBI's taxonomy places the organism in Eukaryota, Metazoa, Porifera, Calcarea, Leucosolenida, Sycettidae.
AGUUACUUUGACAAAAGACAAAAGUGCAUUUUUAAAAUCACUCUAGUCAACGAUUUGAUUGUUUAGUAUCUUCAUCUUGGGAUUGUUCAAUCAUAGCUCUCUAAGCUGAGCUCUCGUUCUUACAACCUUGCUAAUGUUAGAAGUUUCCAAUCACCUAACCCGAUACUAGUAAGCAGUGCUGGAUCUCUUGCUCGGUUUUAUCAUAAUCUGCAGAAUGACGAAUUGAAUUUGUCAAAAUUAAUGUGGAGAGAAAUUUGACAGUUCGUCCUGCUAUUUUCAUUGCCAGUCGUUCCUCUGCCUCGUACAUGGAGCUGCUUUAUGACUUCAACUUCACAUGAGAUUUGAUAUUGAGAAUCUGGACCACUUGCCGAUACUGAUGUAUUUACUAAUAGCACUGGCCUCUGCUGCAGUAUGUCUCAUUACAGUGCUGCGAGAAAAACUAAUCGCAGGCCCUCGUUCUCAUUCUCUGCACCUGCUCGGCGUGAGAAUACGAGACAGGGAUCUUUGUUCGUGUUUGGAGAUUCUUCGGCAGUGGAAGUGGAGAGUUCAGACUAUGAAGGCAUUGAGAUGCCUGUUUUAUCUCACCGAAAAGGAAAUAAGGCCACUACACCUGACGUUGUUGACCAGAAAUCUAAGUUUCAGUUCGUAUACAGAGAUUUGGCGCCUUCAGACACACUGGCUAGCCUCUCUCUUCAAUAUGGAUGUCCGGUCGCUGAAAUCAAGCGGGCAAAUAACAUCUACACGGAUCAGGAUUUUCAUGGACGUGUUCAGUUGCGCAUCCCCGUUCCGGUCCAUAGUCUUAUGACAGAUCCUAGUGAACAGGCUAGGAUGCAGCCUGCACCGGGAACUAGCUACAAAGACUUACCAAACGGAACGGACGAUUAUCCUGAACUAGAGGAUCACAUGGAUGAUGAUGACGAUGGGUAUGCUAGGACGUCAGCUUUGAAAUCUGCGGAUGAAGCGCAAAAGCUCUUGAAGCGCCUUGAUGAGGACCUUUCAUCAGUCAAGCAACAAAUCGAAGAUGAAGAUGGCGUGUUACACGAUGAACAAUCUCAGCUCAUGUCUCGUGUUGCUCCCAACCCGGAAGCUACUGCCAUUGCACCGUUGUCUGAAUCCACUGCCGUGAAGCAGAUGGAGUAUGCUACAGUAUGUGGCCUGUCCUGGCGGCACAUGAUUAUUGUUGGCAUCAUUGUCAUUACUGUCCCAAUUUUGGGUGUAAUUUAUAUCGUGAAGCAUCGCAACAUUUUCCCGGCUCACUGGUUUGGCCGUUAACCUCUCCCUUCUUUCUCUCAUCACGGUAUUGGGCGUCACUCAGCCGCCAUGGUUUUAUUGUCAAUUCAUUGUUUUCUGUCGCUUUCCUAGCUCCGUAUACCGGCACGUCUCAGUUGUAUCUGGAAUACAAUGGCCAAUGUGCACGUCUAUGUAAUGCAAUGUAUCCUGAAAUUUAUAUCUCCUAGCUACUUUUAUUCAGUUCCGGCGUGACUUCGUCCUCUACUCUCUGCUGUAUCUAUUGUUGAGUAUUUCUGGGUACAUAUUAUAUGUACAGCAUUUGCUGCUGCUUGAUGUUCUCCUCUGGCCUACUUCCGUGGAAAGAUAAGGGCCUUUUAAUUUUCAUUGUCUUACUAGCAUUUCCAAGUUCCCUUUCCCCAUUUCCAUACCUUUAACGUUUCAGGCUGGGAUCAAACCUGUCUGCAGUUCUUAUACAUGGUCAUCACAAAGUCAUGAAAAUAUGUACAUUCUUUUACUUCAACUUCAAGUAGCAUACUUUUGGUCUUCCAUUGGUGGAUUGGUGUUGAUCAUAAUUAUUCAUAUCUACAUGUACCAGUACUACUAG